AUUACUUUUUAUAUACAUAAACAACUUUUUUUUUUUACAAGGAGCUAACACAACCAAAAUAAAGAUACUCCUGAGAAAGGGAAAUAAAAUAACCAAAAUGACCCCAAAAACUGAUAAAUGAAUAGUGACACCUCAGCCAUCAAGAUCGUCUACCGAUGAUGCUGCUAGUGCUAUUGGAAAAUGUUUUUGAUGAAGUGCGGCUCUCCAGGAGACGUCUGAUACUCGAAUCCUGAGCCAUGAUAGUAAUUUGGUUGGCCAUUAUGGAUGUCUGGUUGGCGAUCAAACUUUUUUGGAGAUCGAUUACAGUCAUCUCACUUGCAAACUUUUUUGGUAGACUCUUCCUCCUCACUGAUGACUGAUCAGUAUCCAUGGAUGAAAGAUGCUGGUGAUGGUGUCUAUAGGACGUCCUCAAAAAGCUUUUAGAAAAUGUGGCCAAAUCAAAUUGUGUUAAGAGUGAUCACUUUUAGAAAAUGUUUGCUUCUCAUCAACAAAAUGUACAAUAUUGCAUUUUAGAACUCCAUCUACAAAUCUAUCGUUUUUUUAAACUAAGAUAAAAAGACCAUUUUUAUAGCCUCAGACCGUCCUAGUUCAUGAAGUUUUCAACAUUAACCACAAGGUUAACCUUUUACUUCAGCUAUGAACAUUGUCAUCAAAGGCAAAUCAAACCCUAAAAAAAAAAUAAAAAAAAAAAAUAAAAACAAUCAAAAGAGCAAAGUUUUCAACAUUAACCACAAGGUUAACCUUUACUUUAGUCAUGAACUUUUUUGUCAUCAAAGGCAAAUCAAACACAGAAAUAAAAAAACAAUCAAAAGAGCAGAAAUGUGUCAGAUUGAAGGUUUUCAGCCCCAAUAUGAUGAAUUCUCAGACAGGGAUAACUGUUUUCUAUUGAGAUUUCUCAUCACCCACAUUUCUGUUCUUAAAACUCAAUAAAAAAGAUCAAAAAAAGAUUUUAAAAAAAAAAUCGAUGAAAAAGAUUGAAAAAGGGGAAACUAUCUGAUCUUCCUAUUCAUCUAAAAAGAUUAUUUGUGUCACCGCAUCAAAAGAGAUGCAUUCACAAUCAAAAAAGUUCUUCAUUUAGAUCCCCAAAACCUCAAAAUCAGAUCAAAAACCCAUCCAAAUUUGAACACAUACCUUCACAUCCCACCACGGCGAUGGUGUUCUCUUCCGCUCCGCCGACAACGAGCUCUCCCUGAAAUUUAUAGACAAUGAGAAUGAUUAGGGUUUCAAUCCAACGGUUCUCAUUUCACUCCACGUAGACAACCCGGUAACCCGAUAAGGAGAAGUGGACCCGAUAAUCCGAUAGUGAGGAAGGAACGGAUUCGGGUUCGUUAAUAAAGAGUCCGAUAAGAAGGCAAACGGGCUUUAUGGGCCUGAUAUCCGCCACCUCGAGGCUUGUGUCGAUUGCUCGGUCUGGUGCUAUAUUGGCCGCGCGGAAGGUGUUCGAUGAAAUGCGUGAACGAGAUGAGGUCGCGUGGAACGCGAUGCUCGCGGCGUACUCGCGCGCAGGGGAGUCCCAUGCCGCGCUUCUCUUCUCCUCCAUGAGAGUGUCCGGCGCGAAGCCGGAUGCUUUCUCUAUCACCGCGCUUGUCGCCGGAGUCACUGACGUGACUGACGUCCGGUCUGGAAUGGCGCUCCAUGCGCUCGUCGUUCGGUCUGGGUUUUGUGCGUCGAUUCCAGUGAGCAACUCUCUCGUCGACAUGUAUGGGAAGUGCUCCUGUGCUUGCGAUGCUUGGAGAGUGUUUGAUGAAAUGGAGGAGAAGAAUGAGGUCUCUUGGUGUUCUCUGCUCUUUAGCGUAGUGAAUUCGGAGAGAUUAGAGGAUGCGCGUCGAGUUUUUGAUGAAAUGCCUGUGAAGAAUGCUGUUGCUUGGAAUAUCAUGAUCAUGGGGCAUGCUCGUAAUGGCGGAGUGGAGGUAUCCAUGGCGUUGUUCAAGAGGAUGCGAAGCUCGGGGUUGGACGGGGACUGCACGACGUUUGCGAGCCUUCUCAAUGCCUGCUCCGAGCUCCAAGAUCCCAUCUUUGGACGAAUGAUCCAUGGCGUCGUGAUUCGAAGUGGAUGGAAUGCCUUUAUCGAAGUCAAUAACUCCACGCUCAGCUUCUACGCGAGGUCCGGCGAUGUCGGUGACGCUGCCAAAGUAUUCGUCUCGAUGAGCACUCGCAACACAGUCUCAUGGAACGCCAUCAUCGAUGCGAGCAUGAGAGCAGGCGACGUUGAAGGCUCGAUCUCACUCUUCCAAAGCUCGCCGGAGAAGAACAUCGUUUCAUGGACGACGAUGAUAGGAGGUCUCGCGAGGAACGGAUAUGGAGACCAAGCCCUUAUCUUCUUCCGCGCCAUGACCAGAGCUCAUCUCCGGCCGGACGACUACGCGCUCGGCGCUGUUCUCCACGCGUGCGCCAUCUUCGCAGUCUUAAAACCGGGACGACUGAUCCACGCACUCGCACUCCUCUCCGGCUUCUCGACCUACGUCUACGUUGGCAAUGGCUUAGUGAACAUGUACGCCAAGUGCGGCGACAUCAAGAGCGCACAGCAGGUGUUCGACGAAAUCCCCAACAGAGACAUAGUUUCCUGGAACGCUAUGCUCUUCGGCCACGCACUGCACGGCAUGGCGACUCAAGCACUGAAGUUGUUCGAUGAAAUGCUCAAGAGAGGAAUAACAGUAGAUAAACUCACAUUCAUUGGGCUUCUAAUGGCGUGCAGCCAUGCAGGACUUGUAGAGAAGGGGAAAGCGUUGUUUGAGAGGAUGGAGACGGUGCACGGAGUAGCGCCGGAGGAGGAGCAUAAGGAUUGCUUGAAGGACAUGAUCCGGCGAGCUGGGUGGGAGGUUGGUGUGGAGGAGAUGGAGGAAGAGAAGGAGGAAGGAUACGUGAUGUUGUCGAACUGGUACUGUGAGAGUGGGCGGUGGAAGGAGGCGGAGGAGGUGAGGAGAGUAAUGGCGGAGCGCGGGGUGAAGAAGGAGCCCGGGUGUAGUUGGAUUGAAGUGAAUGGGAUGGUGUUUGUGUUUGUUGCUGGGGUUCAGGCAAUUUGUCGAACAGGUGGUGUGCUUGAGAUGAUUGGGUGGUUGGACGCGGAGAUGAAAACUCCCCCUUUAUUAUAACAUUGUUAUAUUUAUAUAUUUAUUUAUUUAUAUUAUUUAUUUAUUUAUAUAUUAUUUAUUUUAUAAAGACAAACUAGGUGUGAGGGUCACGUAUAGACACAGAGUUAUUAUCUCAGUAUACUAUGCUCUCAUUUUGUAGGAGCUGAUGUUUGAAUAUGUUUUAUCGAUAGAAUAUAAGCACUUUUACACAUGAUAUCAGCUGUCUAUGUUCUCAUUUUAUAAAGAGCUGAUGUUUGAAUAUGUUUUAUUGAUAAUAUAUAAGAACUUUACGCAUGA
Dioscorea cayenensis subsp. rotundata (Guinea yam) is the source of this 3368-nucleotide messenger RNA. Its product is annotated as pentatricopeptide repeat-containing protein At2g36980, mitochondrial-like. Gene Ontology annotation, molecular function: protein binding; RNA binding. Gene Ontology annotation, biological process: RNA modification. Lineage: Eukaryota; Viridiplantae; Streptophyta; Magnoliopsida; Dioscoreales; Dioscoreaceae. The record is from RefSeq and is a predicted model, not a curated record.